AUGCUGUCACAAGCUCUAGCUACCCAUGAAAGGCGCUCCAAUACACCAUUCCUUCUCUCAAAAGAGUCAUUUGACACACAUGUACACGUCUUCGAUCCCAAGCUUGGCCCAUAUGCGGCCGGGCGAGCAUACACUCCGGAGGACGCGCCGUUGCAAAAGUUACUAGCAUUAAAUCAGAGUCUUACAAGGAGCUACAACAACACUACCCUGGUGUUGGUUCAGCCAUCACCUUACAAGACUGACUGUUCGGUUAUGAUGCAUUGCCUGCGUGAAUUGAAGGACCGAGGCAUCAGCUCGUUCGGAAUUGCAGUGUUAGAUCUUAACUCUACUACCAAUGCGCAAUUAAGCGAAUUGCACGCCCUUGGAGUGCGAGGUGUUCGAUUAAACUUCCAAGCAGAUGGGAAAGAAGUCGACAUUACGCAUUUAGUAGCUAUUCUGAAUCAUACUGCAGACCGCAUACACCAUCUUCCCGGCUGGGCGAUCCAGUUGUUCGUUCCAGGGUGGACAUGGGACCUCCUGUAUGAUGCUGUUCGUGAGCUUCCCGUACGGGUUAUUGCAGACCAUCUAGGUGGCAUGCGUGGCGCAUCUAAGCUGCCUUCUGAUUUACAGUCGACGCCAACAUCCCAACCGGGAUUUCGCUCCCUCCUAUCAUUAGCGAAACAAUCGAUUGUCUAUGUAAAGGUUUCUGGGUUAUAUCGUAUGUCAAAUUGCUUAGCCUCGACCUUUGAUGACCUGCAGCCGAUCGUUCAAGUAAUGGCCAGCGAGAUUUCUAAUCAGAUUAUUUGGGGGAGCGAUUGGCCGCACACGGGCGAUGGACAUGAGCGGGUUAAACACUCAAUAGAAAACAAAGAACCGUUCAGGACGAUCGACAACCAUGCAAUCCUCCAAAGAUUGUAUGACUGGAUGGGAGAUGAUGCCUACUGGAAGAUGAUGGUGGAUAACCCAGGCCGGCUGUAUAUGGAUUGA
Aspergillus niger is the source of this 966-nucleotide messenger RNA. RefSeq lists its product as uncharacterized. The record is from RefSeq and is a predicted model, not a curated record. The coding region runs from base 1 to 966 and encodes 321 amino acids. Gene Ontology annotation, molecular function: hydrolase activity. Lineage: Eukaryota; Fungi; Ascomycota; Eurotiomycetes; Eurotiales; Aspergillaceae. The transcript has 3 exons.